AUGGGAUAUCUAGAAUAUAUAAAGGAUAGUGGAAUAUCCAAGGAAAAGAUAGAUAAUUUAAUAUUGAAUUAUUUUAUCGUUGAAGGAUAUCACGAAGCAGCUAUUAGCUUUGCAAAGGAAAUCAACAUAGAACUAAAAAAUGAAAGGAUAAAAUCUCAUUCAUCGUCACUGAACCCCUUUAUCAAGCAAUUAGGUUCGAUGAGUUCGAUGAGUAAUUCAGAUUUUGCAGAGGUAGCUCUGAAUUAUUUUGAAAAGAACGAUACUUAUGAUUCGAAUGUUACCCCACAUAGUCAUCAUCAUCCUAUAGUAAAACCCAAGAUUAUUUCGGACUAUUCUACUAUCAAUCAACGUAAAGAAAUUAAGCUAUUGAUAUUAAAAGGAUCUAUUACUGAUGCAAUUCAAAAGAUAAGUGAAUAUUUUCCAACCAUUCUUGAUUCGAACAACCUCUUACAUUUUAAGCUAUUGCGCUUAAAUUUAAUCGAAAUGAUCAGAAAUCAUAAGUUGACGAAUGGGAAUAUUACUGAUAUAGCAUUAGAAAGAAAGUUCUUAGAUGAUAUAUUAACAUUUGUCAGGGAGAACUUGAUCAACAAAGUAACACAUUCAAGCAAAUUAUUAAAAGAAUUGGAGAUAACCAUGAGUUUAUUAUGCUUCAACUUUGAUGCGGAUAAAAGCAUUGAAGAACAGAAGGAUUUGCCUGAAGAACUAAGAUCAUUGUUUAAUUUAUCAUUAAGAAAUCAAUGUUACAGAUUGGUAAAUAAGGCUAUCUUGAAUCUAUAUUAUAAUGAAGAAACGAUAGAGGAGAAUGGUAAUGUCAACGGAAAUGUCAAUAGAAAUAACCAGGGGCUUUAUAACGGAGAAAUUGAAAAUAAUAAGGUAUAUAAGGGACCAAAACAUUUAGAAUUCAAUUUGUCGGGCUUUGAUAAGUUUGAAGCACAAGAAAAGGAUAUUGAAAUGAUUGAUGACAAUACAAGUGAUAUGCUCUAUGACUAUAAUUUGAAAUAUGAUGAAAAUAUAGCACAUACAAAUGCGAACAAUCAAUCCCAGGACACUAGUGUCAGCCAUGAUGACAAUUUACAAGACGAAUUACAAGACUUAUCAUUAGAAUCUAAAUUAGAAAGAAUCAUCAAACUUUGGACUAUUGCCGAACAAAGGCUAGUUGAUCUAAAUUUCCGUAAAUCUAAGCAAUAUGAAUUCACUGAUGGGAACUUGUAA
Molecule: messenger RNA, 1212 nt
Organism: Debaryomyces tyrocola
Lineage: Eukaryota; Fungi; Ascomycota; Pichiomycetes; Serinales; Debaryomycetaceae
Source: the annotation of a GenBank genome assembly